Molecule: messenger RNA, 300 nt
Organism: Erinaceus europaeus (western European hedgehog)
Lineage: Eukaryota; Metazoa; Chordata; Mammalia; Eulipotyphla; Erinaceidae
Gene: DEFB127
Product: defensin beta 127
Exons: 2
Coding region: 1-300 (99 amino acids)
Biological process (GO): innate immune response
Cellular component (GO): extracellular region
Source: RefSeq, a predicted model, not a curated record
AUGAGGCUCCUCUUGAUCACAGCAAUUCUACUACUCGAGUUCACAGUAACUAAACAACUGAAGAAGUGCUGGGGUGAAUAUGUACAAGGACACUGCAGGAAAAUAUGCAAAAUAACUGAAAUACGUCAAGUACUAUGUGAAAAUGGGAGAUAUUGUUGUCUCAAUAUCUUGGAGCUGGAAGCACGCAGAAAAAUUACAAAGCCACCUCGUCCAAAGCCAGUGACAUUUGCAUAUACUUUCCCUCAAAAUGAAGAUAUAUAUACAGAAAGUUAUUCAAUCCUCAAGGCAAAUUCUACAUAA